Messenger RNA from Auxenochlorella protothecoides, 1488 nucleotides. RefSeq names its product DEAD-box ATP-dependent RNA helicase 36. Bases 1 to 1488 code for a protein of 495 amino acids. The transcript has 4 exons. Gene Ontology annotation, molecular function: ATP binding; nucleic acid binding. The record is from RefSeq and is a predicted model, not a curated record. NCBI's taxonomy places the organism in Eukaryota, Viridiplantae, Chlorophyta, Trebouxiophyceae, Chlorellales, Chlorellaceae.
AUGGUGGAAGAGGGCGGCAUCGCCCUCUUCGCCCGGCCUCCUUCCAAGCUCAAGACAAGACCGAGGAAGGAAGACAAUGCACUACCCAAGACCGUGACUCGCCCCGCAGUGGUGUCGGUGCCUCCCAGUGGCGCCAAGGCGGGUGAGGACGACACCGCCACCUUUCGCUCGCUGGGGCUCUCCGACUGGAUGGCGGGGGUGUGCCGCGGGCUGGGCAUGCCGUCGCCCACCGCCGUGCAGCGUGCCUGCAUCCCCGCCAUCCUGGCUGGGCGGGACGUCAUCGCGGUGUCCCAAACCGGGACGGGCAAGACGGCAGCCUUUGCACUGCCCAUCCUGCAGCUGCUGGCGCGCGACCCCUUUGGCGUCUUUGCCCUGGUCCUGACGCCCACCAGGGAGCUGGCGCUGCAGCUGGCCGACCACUUCCGUGCGCUGGGGUCCGGCGGCGCGCUGCGCGACGCGGUCAUCAUCGGCGGCGUGGACGGGCAGGCCCAGGCGCGCGCGCUAACGCAGCGCCCGCACCUGGUGGUGGCCACGCCCGGGCGCCUGGCGGGGCUGCUUGCCCAGGACCCCGGGCUGGCCGCCUGCCUGGCCCGCGUGCGCUGCUUAGUGCUGGACGAGGCGGACCGCAUGCUGGACGCCAGCUUCGAGCCGGAGCUGGCCACGGUGUUGGCGGCGCUGCCGGAGGAGCGCCAGACGCUGCUCUUCAGUGCCACCAUGACACGCACGCUGGUGGGCCUGCAGCGCGACCUCCUGCGCGACGCCUUCUUCUACGAGGCCUACGCCGGGCUGCAGACCGCCGCGCGGCUGAGGGAGGAGUACAUGCUCCUACCGCAGAAGGUGAAGGAGGUGUACCUGGUGUACCUCUUGGAGCAGCUCGAGGCGCUGAAGCUGCGCUCCGCCAUCGUUUUUGUCUCCACGCGCCGCAACUGCUCCCUGCUCCAGCACCUCCUGGCCGAACUGGGGAUCAAGGCCGCGGCGCUGCACUCCGGCCUGCCCCAGCGCGACCGCGUGGCGGCGCUGGACAGGUUCCGCGCGGGCGUCGUGCCUGUGCUGCUUGCCACCGACGUGGCCGCGCGCGGGCUGGACAUCCCCGACGUCGAUCUGGUGGUCAACUACGACCUGCCCCACCUUGCGCGGGAUUACGUGCACAGGGUUGGCAGGACGGCCCGCGCAGGGCGUGCCGGCUGGUCCCUGAGCUUCGUGACGCAGUAUGAUGUGGAACUAGUCAGGGCCAUCGAGGGCCUACUGGGCAGGCAGCUGGCGGCCUUCGAGGCGCCGGAGAAGGAGGUGCUGGCGGGGAUCACCAAGGUCUAUGCCGCGCGGCGCAUGGCGGCCCUGCGCCUGGCGGAGGAGGAGGACGCGGCGGGGGCGACAGGGCAGCGGCGGAAGAAGACGCGGCCGGCCGAGGCAGAGGCCGAGCGGCCAAAGGGGAGGCCGGGCGGGGAGCGCACCCCGAAGACGGCCACCAUUGCACGGGAGGAGGUGUGA